GCAGCAGUAAUAGGCGAAGAGGGAGGAGGGAAGGGGGGGGGGGACUGACCGUCACCUCUCCCACUCAGGCAUAUUGGGCGACCAGGACUGUCCUGUGUUGCCAACACAUCUAUGUGCUCUGUGCACAACACAGGCUUGUUGCCUAGGAGGAUAUCACAGACAGGGACCCUUCAUAUAUUUCCUUAUUUACUCAGGCGGAGAGAGAAGCUCCAUUAGGCCCUAUUGAUUUACGAUGGACACAUACUUACAUGCAUUAUAGCAAGGGCUCGAAAACCUGCAUGAUGUGGGGCAAAUUUAUGCAAGGGUAUCAGGGAUGGAAGGGGGACCUACGGCUGUAGAGUGGAUGUAUCCAAACAGAGAAUUAAUCGAUUCCCGUAGAGAAAAAAAAUAUAAUGUGUGUAUAACCGAACGAAUGAUCGAUUGGACACAGGGGAAAGUAGGACAUGUUCCAUUUCCUCUUCGGUUGAACAGCUUGCCAUGUAAGGAUUACAGCACGCCGGCGUUUGUCAGCUCCUAUCAAAAACAUAUUACAAGCAGCACAAUUCCCCCUAUUGCUGUCGUCUAUUGUUUCCUGUGUACUUCUUGCAGAAUAAGUAUAAAGAUGAAAAAAAAAAAGAGGAAGACACAUGGCAGUGUCUGUUCCCUAUCUGGAAUGCUGAGCACUGGAAGGAAGCCUGGUUGUUGAGGUGUGUCGGACUUGUCCGCUAUGGGAACGGCGACUGAAGAACAAGUGGUGGUGGAGGACGACUCCUCAUUGAAUCCCUUGUGCUUUGAGUGUGGUCAGCAGCACUGGACCAGAGAGAACCACCUGUACAAUUACCUGAAUGAAGUGGACGAUGACCUGGUAUGCCACAUUUGCCUUCAACCAUUGCUGCAGCCGCUGGACACUCCAUGUGGCCACACUUUCUGCUACAAGUGCCUCAAAAACUUCUUACAGGAGAAAGACUUUUGUCCGCUCGACCGAAAGCGACUGCACUUUAAACUGUGCAAGAAAUCCAGUAUCCUGGUGCACAAACUGCUGGACAAGCUUGUAGUCUCUUGUCCGUUUUCCAAUGCCUGCAAGGACACCAUGCAACGGUGUGAUGUGGAGGCGCAUCUCAAACACAGAUGUCCGGGAGCAUCACACAGAAGACAAGUCUUGGAUCAGAGAAGAACCAGCAAACUACAGAUAGAGAUCGAAGGAGAGAAUGGUCCCGGUGUGAUUGAUCAUCCAGCAGCUGUAUCUUCAGAUGUGGACAAAGCAGGAACAGGAUCUGCGCUUCUGGAAAGAACCGUGACACCAACUGUGCUGCCUUUGUGGUCUGAUGACCAGGGAUUUGAUAACCCUGCCUUCGAGGAGAGCACCGUAUCUGACACUAUGCAGCCCCCAGCUAGCUUGCCUGAAGGAGAAAUUACUACCAUUGAAAUACACCGGUCAAACCCGUACAUCGAACUGGGGAUCAGCAUCGUUGGUGGUAAUGAGACCCCUUUAAUAAACAUUGUCAUACAGGAAAUAUAUCGAGAUGGCAUCAUUGCCAGGGAUGGGAGACUAUUGGCUGGCGACCAAAUACUUCAAGUGAAUAAUUUUGACAUCAGCAAUGUAUCACAUAACUAUGCCAGAGUGGUCUUGUCCCAACCAUGCACUGUACUCCAUCUGACCGUGCUCCGAGAGAGGCGCUUUGGAAGCAGAACCCAGGCCCAUAUGGACAGCAACUUGCAGAGGGAGGAAAGCUUCCAUGUCACUUUAAAUAAAAGAGGGACCAAUGAGCAGCUUGGAAUCAAACUUGUCCGAAGAACUGAUGAAUCUGGAGUUUUUAUACUGGAUCUCCUAGAAGGAGGACUGGCUGCACAAGAUGGAAGACUUCACAGCAAUGACCGCGUCCUAGCAAUCAAUGGACUUGACCUAAAGCAUGGCACCCCCGAACUAGCUGCUCAGAUUAUUCAGGGUAGCGGAGAACGGGUCCAUUUGACGGUAUCUCGGCCUGUAAAGCAUCCAGCUGGUAUCAUAACCCGAGAGGUCGCCAACGGCCAGCCCCAUCACCAUGUGCAGCAAGUGUAUCAUCACAGGCCAAGUGCACACAGGGAUCUUUCCCAGUGUGUAACCUGCCAUGAAAAGCAUAUCACCGUGAAGAAAGCUCCCAUGGAAUCAUUGGGCAUGACGGUGGCCGGAGGAAGAGGGAGUAAAAGCGGCGAGCUCCCCAUCUUUGUAACCAGCGUGCAGCCUCACGGAUGUCUUGCGAGAGACAGCAGAAUUAAGCGAGGGGAUGUUCUGCUGAGCAUUAAUGGUAUUGAUCUGACCAACCUGAGCCAUAGCGAAGCUGUGGCUAUGCUGAAGGCCAGUGCCGCCUCCUCUGUGAUCACUCUGAAGGCUCUCGAGGUAGAGGUUCUAGAAGAACAAACCCAAGUAAAUGAAGAAAUGAGCACAAUCAGUGAGAAUGAAUAUGAUGCCAGCUGGUCUCCAUCAUGGGUCAUGUGGCUCGGACUACCCAGCUGUCUCCAUAGCUGCCAUGAUGUUAUCUUAAGAAGAAGCAGUUUGGGCAGCUGGGGCUUUAGUAUAGUUGGAGGAUAUGAGGAGAACCACACGAAUCAGCCCUUCUUCAUUAAAACCAUAGUUCUCGGGACACCUGCAUACUAUGAUGGACGCCUUAAGUGUGGAGACAUGAUAGUUGCUGUCAAUGGCUUGUCUACCGUGGGGAUGAGCCACUCCGCUUUAGUCCCAAUGCUGAAGGAACAAAGGAGCAAAGUGACACUUAGCGUAAUCUCAUGGCCCGGGAGCCUGGUCUAAGUGGUUCUCCAUUGUUGUGCUCCAUCUUCUGUGCUCUAGAGCUGCUCCUCAUCUCGGCAUCACUCACUUCACCGCAGAAGCGAUAGACGUGCUCUGUGAGAUCACUGAAGUGGGAAGACUCACACGAGGGGCUGGGACCUGUUCACGACUUGCGCUGGUCUAGUCAUAUGGCCCCGUUGCUUUUUUUCUUCCAGCUAUCCCAAAAAAAAAACUAUAUCGUGACAGGGGCUCCGUAGAUCGUGCUGCGCUAUCAGCUCAUAUACAAUAAAGUUCUGCCGUAGAGGUUACGUGAAGCCAUUGAGUAAAUGUUUUUGAGGUUUUCUUUCAUGCCACGGCUAUAGUGUUCGGUGGCCCCCGCGCUACAUUGUCAAUGACUAAACCGGUACUGUCAGCUAUAACGGUCCGAUAUUUUCUUUAUAAAUGUAAAAGCCUGACCCCACCCAAUACCCGCUGCGUUUCAGUUCGGACUUAGAGGCACCGCGGGACCUUUUAUUGGUUUACCUCAAGGGGACAUUGCCAGUAAUGCGUGUCCUACAAGAAUGAUAUCAUUUAUCUGCUGUCUGUGGGGGCUUUGACAAUUGUACAAAGGAAAAAAUAUUGGGGGCCAAAGCUAAAACUUUUUGGGUUUUGUACUGUGCAAUAAUUGUGGGGUUUUUCUCUUUUUUUUUGUUGUUGGGGGGGGGGGGGGGUAACAAUUUAAUACAGUGUAUCCUGUAUGGAGGGGAUUCAUCUCAAGGUUUACCUUCCUGAUAAUGAAUGUGUUUUUUGUUAGUAUGAACAAACUUUUGAUAUUUUUACUGCAAUAUUUCUAUUUGGACGUGCUUGUGUUUGUGGACUUUUUACAAUGUUGGACGUGAAGGUGACUUGUUGAAGUAAAUUUUGCUUCAGUCGUGAAUAGGAAUUGUGGUGGCAGGGAGUGUGGUGCAGGGCAGAUGUUGUUGCCCUAGGGGCAGAUGGCAUUAACCCCUUGUAUUCAUGAUGCCAGGGUGUGGUUUAGCCUAUAACCACCCAAAGGUAUACCGCUGGAUCCUGGGUUAGGCAUGGGGGCAAUAAAAACUCUGAUGCCAUGUUACGGACAACGGUAGCGUUACUGGACAAUUUAAUGCAGACCAUGCUAACUUGACAGAUGACAGGGACUGACUUGACUUGACUUGAUGGGGGCUGCAGGACUUGACUUUGUGGUCUCCAACACUCUGGACACACACACUAGGCGACUGCACUGGACCUCAGCUUAGCAGAAGAGCAGAGCUCAAAGAGAGAGAAGCUCCACCCAGGGCUUAUAUAGGGGAGAGUAGCAGGGAGCCCAUAGGUCACUCUUGGGAUCACCUGGUCAAUGAUACCUCCUGGGUAACAAUCACAUAACAUAUCACAUGGUAUAACUCUUAAAGCAACAUUACAUUUUAUAACACUUUACAUGGAAAAACAUAUUUACAAUGGGGAAACAAGUGUAGGGGGCCUUGGGGACACUGAAGGAGGCUGCCUGACAGGACAGCAGGUAACACCUCCCGUACUGGGCAUUUUGUUAUUUUUUGUUUCUUCAGCACAGGGUGUGGGUUUUGUCAUUAUCCAGUAUGGGAGAUGAAUCGGAAUGAAUUUUGGGGCUCUGUUGACAUUAGUGGCACUUUCAGACAGAUCCAAACUGACAUGGACAGUCCUUGCGGUCAGUUUGCGUUGAUCAAAAGUACCAGAAUCUAAGAGAUGACUGGUAAAAGGCUCCCAUGGAAAUUAAUGGGUGUCACCACCUAUGAAAUAAAUGUGUCCAAUGGUCAUUCUGUAACAAGCCAAUGGCCCAGUUUUACUAUUCCCAUCCCGACAGUUUAGUGUUUGCAUUUGUGACACAAUUUUGCUGCAUGUUUUCAUGCACCAAAAUGUUAAGGGAACCUGAGCAAUCCCACAAAUUAGAUUCUUUAAGGGGUACUCCGAUGGAAAACUUCUUUUUUUUUUUUUAAAUCAAGUGGUGCCAGAAAGUUAAACAGAUUUGUAAAUGACUUAUUUUUUAAAAUCUUAAUCCUUCUAGUACUUAUCAGCUGCUGCAUACUACACAGGAAGUUCUUUUCCUUUUUAAUUUAUUUUCUGUCUGAUUACAGUGCUCUCUGCUGACACAUCUGUCCAUGUCAGGAACUUUCCAGAGCAGGAGCAUAUCCCCAUAGCAAACCUGUCCUGCUCUGGACAGUUCCUGACACGGACAGAGGUGUCAGCAGAGAGCACUGUGUUCAGACAGAAAAGAACUAUACAGCAGAUGAUGAGGAUUAAGAUUUUUAACCCCUUAAGGACGCAGCCCUUUUUCGCAAUUAUGACCACCGUCACUUUACAAAUUAAUAACGCAAAAACGCUUUUACCGAAUAUUCUGAUUCUGAGAUUGUUUUUUCGUAACAUAUUCUACUUUAUUUUGGUGGUAAAUUUUCGGCGUUAAUUGCAUCCUUUUUGGUGAAAAAUCCCAAAAUUUCAUGAAAAUUUUGAAAAUUUUGCAUUUUUCUAACUUUGAAGCUCUCUAAUUGUAAGGAAAAUGGAUAUUCCAAAUAAAUGUUAUUUUUCUUCACAAACAAUAUGUCCACUUUAUGUUGGCAUCAUAAAAUGGAAAUACUUUUGCUUUUUGAAAAAAAUUAGAGGACUUCAAAGUAGAGCAGCAAUUUUAAAAAAUGUCAUGAAAAUUGCUAAAUCUGAAGGGACAGAAGUUACAGAACUACAACUCCCAGCAUGCCUGGGCAGUCAAGGCAUGAUGAGAGUUGUAGUUUGGCAACAUCUGGAGGGCUACUGUUUGGGCACCACUGUAACAGCGGUCUCCAAACUGUGACCCUCCAGAUGUUGCAAAACUACAACUCCCAGCAUGCCCAGACAGCCUUUGGCUCUCUGGGCAUGCUGGGAGUUGCAGUUUGGCCCCCCUAGUGGUUGCCAUAGUAAAGAUCGAUUUACC
Molecule: messenger RNA, 5678 nt
Organism: Hyla sarda
Lineage: Eukaryota; Metazoa; Chordata; Amphibia; Anura; Hylidae
Gene: LNX2
Product: ligand of numb-protein X 2
Exons: 12
Coding region: 707-2764 (685 amino acids)
Molecular function (GO): ubiquitin-protein transferase activity; protein binding
Source: RefSeq, a predicted model, not a curated record